AUGGUCGCGUGCACACGGCUGCGGAGGACGCAGAAGGUAGCGAAACAGAAGACAGAAACAGCCAGCAACUCUCAUCCACGUACGUCUUUCCUUCGCCGGGGCCGCUCUACUGACUGCGACAUCGGCGCCCUACACGUUGCCGCAACUCGUGUAACUCUCUCCGUCUCACAUUAUGCCACGUUGCUCGAAGGCAGUGUCAUUUGUGUGUGCUUCGGCUUCCGCUUGGCUGCCGCUGCAGCAACAAACCAACUGGCCUCCUCACGGCUCUAUAGGGUGCCGUUUGCUCCGUUGACCAGCGGACUCACAAACGAAAAGGUUUUGCUGCGGUGGAGUGUCGCGAUGUCGCGCAAGGACGCCGAACGCAAGCUGACGGAAGAUGACUGUCUCACCUCCUCGCAGCAGUACGAUCCCCAACUCAUCUUUUACGUGCCCUUACGGCGCAAAGGGUAUCAGGCGAUCGACGCCAGCGCCUUUGUCCGCUGCGGCGGGUUGCGCGUCGUAGACAUAUCGGGAAACAGGCUCAGCACGUUGUCAGGGCUGGAAAGUGUCGCACCACAGCUCACGUUCCUCAACGCAGCCGAGAACAGCCUUCACGACAUUGGCGCGCUCGUUACAUGCGCGGCGCUGGAGCGAUGCAUGCUGGAGGGCAACAAGCUUGCCUCGGUCGACUCCCUUCAACCACUUGUGUCCCUCCCCUGCCUCGCUGAACUGGUCUUGCAGCGACACGUGCCUUUGGACGACGCUGCCAUAGGCUCGGGGAGUCCUGAGCAGAGCUCUGACAAGCUCCUACUGCUGGACAACCCGGUUUGCCGCGACGCUGUGGCGUAUAGAGAGCACUUCCUCGCUAAGAUGUCCCAUGUGCGUUGGGUAGACGGUGUGUCGACCUAUCUGCGUGCGAGCUCCCUCGCUGAGAGCACCACCACAGAGUCGCACGACGCCAAAGAAAACUCCACCAAGGCAAUCGUGGACGCCGCCAUUCGAUCUUUUCAGUCUAUCCGCGUGCAGAUGACAGCCACUGUGAGUGAGGAAACGACGCUGCGACACCAACUUGAGCGCGCUGCAGAUCGAUGUAAACCAAGUACGGUGACCGUCGCAGCACGCACGCCAUAG
Messenger RNA from Leishmania major strain Friedlin, 1110 nucleotides. RefSeq lists its product as hypothetical. Lineage: Eukaryota; Euglenozoa; Kinetoplastea; Trypanosomatida; Trypanosomatidae. The transcript has a single exon. Gene Ontology annotation, molecular function: protein binding. The coding region runs from base 1 to 1110 and encodes 369 amino acids. The record is from RefSeq and is a predicted model, not a curated record.